AUGGCCGACAUUGAAGGGGUGGUGCUGGCCGCGCAGGGCCAGGUGCCCCCGCCCCCGCCGCGCGGGGCCCCGCCGUCGAGGCAGUGCGCCGCCAGUGGUUCCAAGGCCGAGCGGGACUCCACCGCACGACCGCGCCAGGAGGCGCCCUACAACCCCGCGGACCCCGGCAGGAUCUGGCUGCCGCACGACAUGCUGCCGUUCGGCUCUCCGAUCUGGUGGCCGGCGGAUUCUGUGUCGCCCUGGUGGUGGUUCCGUUGCUGUGUUGGUACAACGAGCACCUGGACGGCAAGGCAGAAGCGGAGAACAAGAGGCUGCGAGAGGAGCGACUACGAAGAAGGUCCUGCGCCACUUGCAGAUCAGGUCGGCCCGGGAAGGGCGUGA
Prorocentrum cordatum is the source of this 381-nucleotide messenger RNA. The record is from the annotation of a GenBank genome assembly. Lineage: Eukaryota; Dinophyceae; Prorocentrales; Prorocentraceae.